Mya arenaria is the source of this 897-nucleotide messenger RNA. RefSeq names its product alpha-1A adrenergic receptor-like. Gene Ontology annotation, biological process: adenylate cyclase-activating adrenergic receptor signaling pathway. The record is from RefSeq and is a predicted model, not a curated record. Gene Ontology annotation, molecular function: G protein-coupled receptor activity. The transcript has 3 exons. Lineage: Eukaryota; Metazoa; Mollusca; Bivalvia; Myida; Myidae. Gene Ontology annotation, cellular component: membrane. Bases 1 to 897 code for a protein of 298 amino acids.
AUGACGGGAGUUGCCAAUAAUACUACGUAUUUUAAGGACACCACAGCAGUCAAUUCUGGAAAUAUUGAUACGGAGUUUGUGCCUCCAGAUUUUCAAGUGACGGCUAAGAACAUUAUCCUUGCCGUGGUUUUGAUUCUCAUGGACCUUGUGACGAUAUUCGGCAAUCUGCUUGUACUCCUAUCGUUCGCUUUUGAGAGACGUUUAUUACAACCAUUUAACCUCUACAUACUUAACCUAGCAGUAACAGACUUUUUUGUUGCCAUAACGGCAAUGACGUUUUAUACAUUAGAUACGCUGCUUGGAUACUGGCCGUUUGGACGCAUCAUGUGCGGUGUGUGGAUCUACUUUGACUUUGCGAUGACAUUUGCGUCUGUGUUUACGUUAGUCGCCAUCUCCGUAGACCGCUUCUGGUGCGUCACGUGGCCUAUCCAUUACAAGAAAUAUAACAACCGUUUCCGAACAGUCAUGAUACUAAUUUGUGUAUGGUUGUUCGUAGUUGCAAUAUGGACACCACCUUUUAUCGGCGACCGACUGCAACAUAAUGAGGACCAUUUCUGUAUUUGGGAGCCGUCGGACAACCGCGAGUUUGUCAUAUUUGUGGCGUUGAUAGGACAUUACAUUCCUUGCCUCAUGAUGAUGUUCUCCUAUAUGAAGGUUCUAUACGUUAUGCGAAGUCAAGCAUUAAAAGUCGCGGUCAAUACGGAUACCAGCCUUCAAAACGAAAGGGGCAUCGACAACUUUUCUGAUGGCCAACAGUCCAUUGAAGAUGAUGCAGUUCGUGGACGGAAGUCAAUAAUUGGACCGUCAGCCAUGACGUCAAUUGAAGAGAAACUGAAAGCGGACUGCAUAAUGACUGUAAGGGGACUGUUAGAGGUUGCCAAUGUCAGCAGCUGUUGA